This is a messenger RNA of Emericellopsis cladophorae, 1311 nucleotides long. RefSeq lists its product as uncharacterized. Gene Ontology annotation, biological process: protein processing; GPI anchor biosynthetic process. The record is from RefSeq and is a predicted model, not a curated record. The coding region runs from base 1 to 1311 and encodes 436 amino acids. Lineage: Eukaryota; Fungi; Ascomycota; Sordariomycetes; Hypocreales; Bionectriaceae. The transcript has 2 exons. Gene Ontology annotation, cellular component: glycosylphosphatidylinositol-mannosyltransferase I complex; endoplasmic reticulum membrane. Gene Ontology annotation, molecular function: mannosyltransferase activity.
AUGCGCGAGAGGAUAACGCUUAUACACAGUCCCGAGGAGGGCGUGGACCCAGCCGAGCUCGUCUUGGAGCCUGCACGUUUAAAGGCGCCCGCCAUCGGAGCAGCACGUGAGGACCGCCUCACCGCCGCCCUGGAUGAGCUGCCGAGCCAUGUAUCCCUCCUGCUACAGGAUUUCCAGACCUUACAUGCAUUCACCUCCGUCGCGAGCAAGAACAACAAAAAUACGCCACGCGACGCGCACUAUUUCUACCAAAUCCUAGACCAUUCUCACCUUAUCCUCAAAGCAUAUGCUGAUAUCUGCGGUGACGAUGAGGAAUGCCGGGCCCGGGCUCGAGAGCUCAACGACGCCUCGAGCUUGGAAUUCGCCUACGACGCCGAGAAACCAGUCGCCAAGAUCACAGCCUUCUGGCCACUCGAGGAGAGAACCUUGGAUAUCACCUCGAGCGAUGGGCGGAGGACCGAAGUCGGCAUCAUGGCGCGUGGCUCCCCUCCUAGCAUGGAGGAACACGACAUUGGGCUCGGAGGCAUCACCCUUGUUCUUGGUGACUCGAAGCGACCUUCGCCCACGCUGUUCAAAUUCGCUGAACGACAUCGAUCCGCUGAGCAAUUAUUCCAAGCCACCUUUACCCAACCGACUGGAUUGCACCCGGCCAUACGGAUCAGCUUGAGCGGCAGUCAGGCGCCUGCAGAGGAUUGCCGCUCCUACGCCUUCCUGACCCUCCCAAAGACCAUCUUUGCCGACCGAUACCAGUUGCACGACAACUUGUUCAUGGCGUCGAAAAAUCUGACCGCCCUGCGGCACGCUAGCCUUCCAGUAGACCUCGAGGCACCAGCCUAUACAACGGAAACAUGGGGAUCUAACAUUCUCGUCGAGCUCGCCCCUCCAAGUACGACGCAGGAGGAGUGGGCGGUCGAAGUACCACUGCAUCUGAGGUACCUCGAGCCGUCGGCCACCGGUGAGCGGGACAUCCACGUGGCGUACCCAGUGGUUUUCUGGGCAUGCCCUGUAGAGCAAGGCACAAACUUUGCCAUCAACCCCUUUGACAAGGUUGGUCUGGGAUACGAUGACCUCUUCGAUGACGAUACGGUGUACUGGCAUGUCACGCCUCAGCCAGCCAGCGGAGGUGACGGACGGCUGGUGACUAGCAUCACGGUGCCUGUCGUUGACGAGAAAGCGGCUUCUUGGGUUGGUGUUGGUACUGCGGUUGUUGUAGGGCUAGGAUUCCUGUGGGUGCUUUGGCAAUUGGUCCGGGCGCAGACAAACAGCGACCAGGAGGCAAGGGCUGCAAAGGUGGAAAAGAAGAGCCGGUGA